Messenger RNA from Brassica napus (rape), 1485 nucleotides. RefSeq lists its product as uncharacterized. The record is from RefSeq and is a predicted model, not a curated record. The transcript has 3 exons. Lineage: Eukaryota; Viridiplantae; Streptophyta; Magnoliopsida; Brassicales; Brassicaceae. The coding region runs from base 1 to 1485 and encodes 494 amino acids.
AUGAUCCGUGAUGAAUGCGCGGAUCGCGUUGAAAUCGGGAGCAGUGACGUGAGCGUUAGCGGCUCUGAAGCAUCUAGCCAAGCCUCAAGAUCUUUGAGACGAGCAAGUCGGGAGAUUCCUUUCGACCAGAUAGACUGCCGUCCCACGAUCUAUCAUCCUGGCGGGAUCUUCGAAGAACUCGGCCCACUCCCGUCCGAAUUGCUUCGUGACCCGCGGGCUCAGUCAUGGGGGAAUGUCUUCGAUUCUUGCUCCUCUCACAAGACGGUGAGGGAUUUAUUGAGGCGAAGUGGAGGUGCCGGCAUUACAUACAUCAUUCCUUCCAAGGGACAGCGUCCGUGGUCGCCUCCGAUUGGCUAUCAGUGUGUCUACGAGUCCUAUUUUGGAGACCAUACGAAGCUCUGGUUUCCAAUUCCCCGACUGAUCACGUCGUACGCAUUCCGUCGGGACAUCGCCAUCUGUCAGUUGCUUAACAGGUCGCUGCGCAUCGCGGUUAUGCUAAUGGUGAUGGCAGCGGAGAUAGACGUUUCGAUGAGUGUGAGAGUAUUCGAAGAGUUAACUUUUACGAAGGCGGAGCCACAUGGAAUAUUUUCAGUGAAGAUGCGCUCGAGCUACAACGUCUUGGCUGGGCACCCGAACAAGACGAAGGACUGGCAGCGCUCAUAUUUUUACGUCAAGUCUGAGCAUGCCUUCUCGGAGCCACCUGGGGACGACUACCGCGUUCUAUGGAACAAAACGCUUGUUCGUCACCCGAAUACGAUCGCAUACCCGGAGAAAUUCUUCGAGAGUGCUCAGGCGAUCGCGGCUCACAGCCAUCUCCGUUGGCCUGAUCUUAGUCGAGAGUGGAUAAAACGUCAAGAAGCUCGGAUUGCUAGAGUUGAUUGGGAAUCGAGACUUCCUGUUGUACUCGGGCCCCGUAAGUCGCGUCUGUCCCUUUUUACUCGGAAACAGCAGAAACUUCUAGACGAAGCUAGAAAGAUGGACGGAGUGCCGGAUUUGAGUGCAUUGUUGAAGGGGAAGCUGCAAUUGCUUUCGAAGAAGUCAAUUCCUGCCGAUGUGCAAGGGUCGACCAGUUCUGACGCAGGUCGAGCUUCCAAGGAAGGAGCUCCUGGUUUAGUCGACAAAGACGUUGGGGCGGAGCCUCCUGCCUCAAGUCCUAAAAAGAAGAAGAAGAGCAAGAAAUCCAGGAGGAAAACGACCGAAGAGCUUCCUCUUGAAGAGAUAGCUUCUCUCGACGAAACCUCCGAGGGUUUGGAAGCAAGGAAGGAAGAGAGAGGAAGGAAGAGACUUUACGAAGGGGCUACUUCCUCCAUUGAUCACGGCGAGGCGCCGGCAGUAGGACGAGAAGGCGCUACAAGGGGUUCCGUCGAGUCUGACCGUUCCGAAGCGGCACCUGAAGAUCGUCCCAGAAAGAAGAAGAAGAAGAAGUCCAUCGAGGCAGAGCCGCGUCCUUCUGAUGUGGAGACGGGCUGUUGGACCCGAAUAUGA